This is a messenger RNA of Schistocerca serialis cubense, 2203 nucleotides long. Its product is annotated as allergen Cr-PI-like. The coding region runs from base 111 to 2123 and encodes 670 amino acids. The transcript is spliced from 10 exons. The record is from RefSeq and is a predicted model, not a curated record. Lineage: Eukaryota; Metazoa; Arthropoda; Insecta; Orthoptera; Acrididae.
GGUGCGGACCGGCGAGCAGAUAACCUCGCGGUCGGCGAUCCAGGCGCAGCUCUGCAGAUAGUCCUCCGUCCUCGCAGCUGCAGUGGUUGCUGGGACGUCGCGUCGCCGCCAUGGGACUAUCAGCCACCUUCUGUGCGUUCUGCUUUUUGUUCGGCCUGGCUGAUGCUGGUUUCUCCACGCCCCCGCACCGACUCGCGGACAGGGAGUUCCUGUCAAAGCAGACGAAGGUUCUGGAUCUCCUGUUGCACAUGGGCCAGUCCGACCUGGGCGACAAUCUGACGGUACCCUUCAGCCUGGAGGAGAACGCACACAGGUUCCAGGAGCCGGCGCUGGCGCAGCUGUUGGCUGCCAUGCAUUCUAGAGGCUUCCUCGUGGGUCGCGGGCAGACCUUCUCCAUACACCAUCAAGGCGAUAUUGAGCUGGCGAGGGUCACGGUGGAACUACUGCUUAGCGCACAGGACUUCGACACCUUCUAUUCGGCCGCCACGUGGGCCAAGCAGCGGCUGAGCGAGGCGUUGUUCUCGUACGCGUUAACGGUGGCGGUGCUGCGCCGAAACGACACCAGCGACGUGGUGCUGCCCGCGCCCUACGAGCUGUGGCCCCGGUACUUCGUCGGCCCUGACGUCUUGCGGCGGGCCUACGACGCUCGCCUACGCGGUGCAGCAGCAGAUGGUGAAAGGCCGCAGACAGUAUUGGCCAGCAGCAACCAGCGGCAUUCGGGCUGUCCAGAGGAUCUGCUGUCGUACUUCAGAGAGGAUGUCGGCCUGAACGGAAACUGGGCCAUGAAGCAUUUCCGCUGCCCCUUCUGGCUUUCUGGGGCAGUUUCGGCGUCCAGCUGUGAUCGCAGGGGUGAGCUGUUCUACUUCGCGCUGCGGCAGCUGGCGGCGCGCUAUGACCUGGAGAGGCUCUCCGCAGGGCUGGAGCCAGUCCAGCCCCUCCAGUACCCCACCGUCUACCAGGAAACCUAUCACUCAGAUGAGAGAGUUCCCAGUGAAUUAAGGUGUGCUCCAGAAGGCGAAGCGUUCCUACCGGACACCCCUCACGUAUGGGCGCUCAAAAUAUUCGAGGAGAGAAUAUGUGACGCUAUUGAUGUCGGAUACGCAGUUGAUAAAAACUACACAGAACACCCCCUGAGGAGGCCAGAGGCCAUUGAAAUCCUCGGAAACAUCGUCGAAGGCAACGCUGAUUCCUUAAACGAGAAUUUCUAUGGAUCACUUUACCGUGGUCUGUUAACGUCUUUCAGUCAAAGUGAAGACGCAUUUCCAGCAAAGCAAGUUGCCACCUUCAUGGAAAAUCCUGCUACAGCUCUGAGGGAUCCAUUAUUCUACAGAGCAGUUAAGAAAUUGCUGGGGGUUUUCAACCGUUUUCAAGAUCGCCUGGGACCAUAUAAAAGAGAAGAGCUGGAGUUCCCCGGCGUCAGGGUGGAGACCGUGUUGGUGAAGCCGCUGUCGACGCACCUGGAGCAGUUCGAGUUUGAGCUGGACAACGCGCUGCCGGCGCUCAACUCGUCGCGGCCUCGGCUGCUGGCCCGCCAGCGUCGCCUGACGGCGCGCCCCUUCCAGUACCAGCUGGCCGUCGCCAGCCAGCACGACGCCGACGUCGACGCCCUGUUGCGUGUCUACCUGGGGCCCCGCCGCCGCCCCGCCCAGCUCGACCACGACCGGCACCGUUUCGUCCUGUUCGACGCCUUCCGUGCGUCGUUGUCUCCCGGUGUGACGACACUGCGCCGCACUUACAAGGACCUGCGCUUCUACGGCCGGCCACCGCUGGCGGUGUCGGCACUACGUCGCCAGGCGAGGGCGGCGCUGUCUAGCGGCUGGCGGCUGUACGUGGACGACCUGGCGCGGCCGCUAGGCGGCGUGGAGCGCCUCGCUCUGCCGCGCGGUCGCCGCGCUCCGGCUGGACUGCCUUUGUCCCUGUUGGUCGUCAUCAGCUCUGCUCCCAACACGACCUCUGUUGCUACUACCAACAGCAGCAGGAAUACGACCAUAACUGCAGUCUCUUUCCCGCCCAGAGAUGGACGACCUGUGGGCUUCCCUCUCGACAGACCUAUCGACCAUGACGGCGACUUCGACCUGCCGAAUGUACGCUUCGCAGAUAUCACCAUUGUGCAUAGGGGGUAGCCGUUCCAACAGCACUGUGCUUACACUCUUGUACGCCAAAGAAACACACCACAAAUAAAAGACUUUCCUCAAUUUCUAAA